CAAUUGUUACGGAAUAUAAAUUUUGCAAUGUUCCCAAGACCGAGGGAACACAUUGAAAAACAUUAAUUUCAUAAAGAUUUAUUUAAAUUAAAAACUUACAAAGUGUUUUGGUAAUCGCCUUAAACUUGAAAGUCCACAUUUGGUGUGUUUUCCUUUUAAAUUGAGAAGUGUCUUCGUUGCACAUUUAUUUGACUUUUUGUUUUGUGCUUCAUCUUCUUCUUCUGGCCCAUGUGGUGCUGCCAAGUUUGUCUUCAAAAUGCAUUGCUUCAAACUAAAUAGUGUGACAAGAUUAUGCCGAAGUCGAUACAGUUUAGCUGGAAUUAGCAAUGAAGUCUUCUGCUCUACCAAAACAAAAAGUAAUGAAACUCCAAGAAAACUACCACCCAAUGUUCCUGACUUGCGGGAGUUCCUCAUUGUCAACCGGGACUUGUCUCUGAAAACUAAUUUAGCGGCUCAAGUUCGUCCAGAUAUUCCAGCAUAUUUGGAAAAGUCAGAUUUCUCUGGCCUUAAUCGCAAAGUAUUCUUCGAGGUUUAUGGAUGCCAAAUGAAUGUCAGCGACACAGAGAUAGUGUGGGCAAUUCUCAAAGAAAAUCAAUAUCAAAAGUGUGAAGAUGCCAAAGAUGCCGAUGUUAUUUUACUCGUCACAUGUGCUAUUCGUGACGGGGCGGAGCAGAAGAUCUGGCAUAGAUUAAAACACCUCAAUGCAUUAAAAACAAAGAGAUCCAAGAAGAAGUCACCUCUACAAAUAGCUGUUCUGGGGUGCAUGGCAGAGCGAUUGAAGACUCAAUUGCUAGAAAAGGAGCAGUGGGUGGAUGUCGUUGCCGGACCCGAUAGCUAUAAGGACCUUCCGAGACUUUUGUCUUUAACUAGUCACUACGGCCAAUCGGCUGUCAAUGUCAUCCUGUCUGCGGAUGAAACUUAUGCGGAUAUUAUGCCCGUGAGACUCAAUACCGAAGCGCCAACUUCAUUUGUCUCGAUUAUGCGAGGUUGCGAUAACAUGUGUACCUAUUGCAUUGUUCCUUUUACGAGGGGACGUGAAAGAUCAAGGCCGGUGAGUUCUAUUCUUGAAGAAAUCAAGAAACUUGAAGAAAAUGGCAUCAAAGAAGUUACUCUGCUGGGUCAGAAUGUUAACAGCUACCGUGAUCUCUCACAAUCUUCCGUUCUACAUGAACAAAAUAACCUUGUUCCUGGAUUCAAAACUGUUUACAAACCCAAACAAGGAGGGUUGCGUUUUGGUGAGUUGCUGCAGCAAGUGGCGGAGGCUGUUCCCGAAGUGCGAAUUCGAUUCACAUCCCCACACCCAAAAGACUUCCCGGACAGUGUUCUAGAGGCAAUAAAGAAAUACCCUAACAUUUGUGAAAAUAUCCACUUGCCCGCUCAGUCGGGAAACUCCAAUGUUCUCGAGCGAAUGCGUCGGGGAUACACACGCGAAGUCUACAUUGACCUUGUCAAGCACAUACGUUCAACAUUGCCCAACGUAGCGCUAUCGAGUGACUUCAUUUGUGGAUUUUGUGGAGAAACUGAUGCCGAAUUCGAGGACACCAUCACAUUGAUUGAACAAAUUAAAUACAAUGUAGCAUAUGUGUUCGCUUAUAGCAUGCGAGAGAAAACCACGGCCCAUCGAAGAUUUGUUGAUGAUGUCCCACAGCAAAUUAAAAUGGAACGAGUGCAGAGAAUGAUGAAUGCUUAUCGCAAAGGUUCGGCUGAAUUGCAUUCUCGAAUGGUCGGUCAAAAUCAAUUGAUCUUAAUUGAGGCUAAAAGCAAACGCUCCGACGCAGAAUGGUUCGGCCGAAAUGAUGCAAACAUUAAGGUCAUUAUCAAAGAUUGUGAUUUACCUGCGAGUUCUGUUGGAGAUGGCGAGAAAAAGCCAAUAGCUUCUGGUGAUUUCAUUGCCGUCAAAGUUGUUGACUCCAACUCGCAAGUUUUAAAAGGAAAUCCUUUGCAUCAUACAACGAUACAAAAGUACCAUGAAAGUUAUACCACAGAUAGAUCAAGUAGUUGUACAUAAUAAAAAAAAAAAACUAGCAAAU
Eupeodes corollae is the source of this 2030-nucleotide messenger RNA. Its product is annotated as CDK5RAP1-like protein. The record is from RefSeq and is a predicted model, not a curated record. The transcript is spliced from 2 exons. Gene Ontology annotation, cellular component: cytosol; mitochondrion. Lineage: Eukaryota; Metazoa; Arthropoda; Insecta; Diptera; Syrphidae. Gene Ontology annotation, molecular function: 4 iron, 4 sulfur cluster binding; tRNA-2-methylthio-N(6)-dimethylallyladenosine(37) synthase activity. Gene Ontology annotation, biological process: negative regulation of cyclin-dependent protein serine/threonine kinase activity; tRNA modification. The coding region runs from base 257 to 2008 and encodes 583 amino acids.